AGGACAUUUUCAAGAAAGAAUUUCUGUUAAUCAACAUCAGUUUCAUAAAAUUUGUGUGGCAUUUCACAAUUAUGGCUGCAGCAGCUGGAUUUUGGUAGGGGUUAGAUGCAGAAACACUCGUUAAGUUUAGGUGUGUGCACUAAGGAACCCUUGGUAGUUUAUUAAAUUGUUCCAGAUUUUCUCAGUACGGCAUGAUCUGUAAACGUAGAGUGUUGAUGUUGUGUGAACCUCGUAAUUUAAAUUCAUUCUUUUUUUUAAGUGAAAAGCAAUACCUGUGAAUCAUGUCCUGUUUUUUUUUUUUUUUUGUGCAGCAUCAAGGCCCUUCAGCCAUUCAGCAACUACAGAUGGUGAGAAGACAUCAACUACAGAUGGUGAGAAGCCACGCCAGGGGCGCCACCACCGCUGUGACUUCUGUGACUAUGGAACUAAUAAAUUGUCCCAUAUGAAGAUACACGUCAGGAUUCACACAGGCGAACGGCCAUACAAGUGCCACCUUUGCCCCAAACGCUUCACGCAGGGGUCGGCACUGAAGACCCACCUGUGCAUCCACACUAGCAAGCGACCGCACGAAUGCCACCUGUGCCCCCAGAGCUUCAAGCAGUUGUCUGUAUUGCACGGUCACCUGCGUGCUCACACGGGCAAGCGGCCAUAUCAAUGCCCUUCAUGCCCCCAGGCGUUCUGGAAAAGAUACCGCCUCAAAAGACACCAAAGUCAGCAUGAACAUCAUACCAGCACACCACACAGGGUCGUGUGCAGGCAUUCGGUGUGCUGCGACACCAUGGGCUCGAGCAAAUGGGGCUCAGACACCACCAGGCCCUAUGUGCACGUCGCCAAACAUCAAGCGUCAAGGUCUUUCACACAUCCAGCAGCUGUAGACGGUGAGAGGCUGCAUCAGGGGCGUCGCCACCACUGUGCAUACUGUCGCUAUGAAACCGAUCAAUUAUCGGAUCUGAACAAACACAUCAGGGUUCACACAGGCGAACGCCCGUAUAAAUGCCACCUUUGCCCUCGGCGCUUCACACAAGUGUCCGCAUUGAAGAGGCACCAGCGCCUCCACCCAAGCAAGCAACUGUAUAAAUGCCACCUCUGCCACCAGGGCUUCACAGACUCAUCCACAUUGGACUGUCACCUGCGGACUCACUUGGGUGAGCAGCCAUAUCAAUGCCCUUUAUGCCCUGAGACGUUUGGGCGGCAGGACCACCUCGAAAGACAUCUGCAUCAGCAUGAACAUCAGUGACCAUUUCGAAGCGAGUUCUCCUGUCUGAGCUUUUUUUUUUUGCAAAGGCUCAUUUGAUUGCUUACUCCA
Messenger RNA from Rhipicephalus sanguineus (brown dog tick), 1306 nucleotides. Its product is annotated as zinc finger protein 135-like. The transcript is spliced from 4 exons. Bases 443 to 1237 code for a protein of 264 amino acids. Gene Ontology annotation, molecular function: RNA polymerase II cis-regulatory region sequence-specific DNA binding; DNA-binding transcription factor activity, RNA polymerase II-specific. NCBI's taxonomy places the organism in Eukaryota, Metazoa, Arthropoda, Arachnida, Ixodida, Ixodidae. The record is from RefSeq and is a predicted model, not a curated record. Gene Ontology annotation, biological process: regulation of DNA-templated transcription.